This is a messenger RNA of Adelges cooleyi (spruce gall adelgid), 734 nucleotides long. Its product is annotated as BTB/POZ domain-containing protein 9-like. The record is from RefSeq and is a predicted model, not a curated record. The coding region runs from base 77 to 622 and encodes 181 amino acids. The transcript has 4 exons. Gene Ontology annotation, biological process: circadian behavior; adult locomotory behavior; modulation of chemical synaptic transmission. NCBI's taxonomy places the organism in Eukaryota, Metazoa, Arthropoda, Insecta, Hemiptera, Adelgidae.
CCGAAUACUUGUCCGAUACAUACGAAUUGUUGGCAUCAAUAAUGAUAGUAUUAAUACUUUUGAUUUUUUGAAAGUUAUGUACAAUACAGAACAAAUGCACUUGGUAGAAAUUAACAACGGAUUCAUAGCUCCUAGGCACAAUGUUGCUUCAUCUUCUAUGAGUGCAACUGUAAUCGAAGGAAAAUCGAUAUUGUCAAAUCACGUCAUUUUGGAUGACAACUUAAAAUACUACGAAAAGUUUCGAUAUUUUUCAUAUCAUUACCUGAAAAGGGAGUGUAUAAAGGUCCAACUUGCCCAACCGUAUAUGCUUAGUUCAAUGAGAAUGCUGCUUUUAAGCUUCCGUGGGUUAGCCUACGGUUACACUGUUGAAGUUUCGGUCAAUAACGAAGAAUGGGACAUGGUUGCAGAUAAAUCUAAUGAGUCGGCUCGAUCGUGGCAGUUGUUGAAAUUUGAACCCAUGCUGGUUGUGUAUAUACGAAUUACUGGUAUUCACUCAUCAAAUAAAAAUGACAAAUAUUUUAGAUGUGUACAUUUAGAGGCACCUGCUCCGAUCAGAUUUCUCAAACCAAAACAGCGAUGGUCGAUAUCACGGUUAUUUGAUAAUUUCUUACCGUUCGUAUAAAGGCUGACAUCUACGUGGAACCAAUAGGGUCUUUUGCAUAUUAUUAUUUUAGAGGACUGUCAUUAUUAAUGCUUAAUAAAUAUAUUUUUAAACGUUAAUUUUAAUGUUCACA